Teleopsis dalmanni is the source of this 565-nucleotide messenger RNA. Its product is annotated as chymotrypsin-1-like. Gene Ontology annotation, biological process: proteolysis. Gene Ontology annotation, molecular function: serine-type endopeptidase activity. The annotation marks the transcript as partial. The transcript has a single exon. Lineage: Eukaryota; Metazoa; Arthropoda; Insecta; Diptera; Diopsidae. The record is from RefSeq and is a predicted model, not a curated record.
AUUGAUGCCAAACGCAUAACUGUACGUAUUGGUAGCGUAAAUCAAUAUGCUGGAGGUGAAAUACGUGAAAUCGAAGAAGUCCGCAUACACCCUUCAUACGGCAACUUCCUGCAUGACGUAGCGUUGCUGUUCUUCACCGAAUCACUUGAGUUCAAUGAUAAGUAUAAUAAAAUAUGGUUUGCAGGCGCAGAUGAUGUGAUUGAAGAUCGCGCUUCAGUAACAGUUGCCGGAUGGGGUCUCCUAUCAACUGGAGCUACGCCAUACAAAUUACAAGAAACUAAAAUGACUGUCUUAAGCGCACCUGAAUGCGAAUAUGAAGCAGGUUAUGGCUAUGAAAGUAUACUUUGCUUGCAGCACCCUGUAAAUGAAGGAAUCUGCCGUGGUGAUGAUGGUGCUGGUGUUUACGUGGAUGGUAUUUUAUAUGGUGUUAUUAGUUUUGCAUUUGGCAGUUGUGGCACAAAAUAUCCUGAUAUUGCUUCAAAAGUUUCAUACUACGAGGAAUGGAUUAAUAACAAUCACUAAAAUUUUUAUAUCUUAGCAGUUAAUAUUAAAUAAUCUUAUAAUU